UAGAGGAAUACUGUGGGCCUUGGCACCUGGAGCUGUAUAAAAUAUCUCUGUCAGCAUUCCAUCCCUGGAUUUUGUGUCGGGCUGAGAAGUAAUUGUUUAGUGUAAGGACUCUGGGGCCACACCAACUCUGUUCCUUGGCACUCCACCAUGUGCAGAGGAGGACAUUCUGCCCGCAAGAAACAUGACAGCUGUCUCUGACACAUGUUCAGUCCUACAAGAGCUGGUAGAUCACAGACUUAUGGCAUGUUUGUGCCCUCAGAGUCAACCCAGGAGCUUUGCCUGGCUUCCCACGUUUGCUUUUCUUUUGCUGUUCUUGCCCAUGGCACUGGGCCUUUCCAAUUCUGUUCCUCAAGGGAACUGUUCCUUCCCGUUGGAGCAUGAAGAUUCCACUAAUACCAGUUGUGGCAAAACACCGUCCCUUUUGCUGUCGUGGACCUGCAGUGAUCCAGUUCUCCAGAAGAUCCCUUCCAUUGUUGCCAUUUCUAGCCAAGUCAAUGCCCGUGUCCCAUCAUGUUUUAAUGGACGCCUUCAUAUUGUCACCACGCUGCACCUUAAAACAGUUCCUUCUGAUGAAUCAACAAAGUUCUGCCUCAGACCUGGGCUGAGGCUGCUGCCCAUCCCCUACGUGCAGGCCGCACCUUGGGGUACUUGCCACCUUAAAUGCCAGGCUGUGCGGAACCCUGGAGCAAAACUGUGGCACAAUGUACUAAUCACCUCACACCAUUUCUGCCUCACUUCUUGGCACCCUCUAGAAUUGACGUUGAAAUGCAAAGGGUGUGCUAGAUCAGAAAAUAGAGCUGUGGUAGUGAAGUGGAAGAUAAUAUUGCCAAACAGUCAUAUGCAGAGAGUCCAUGACCAUGGCCACCCAAGGGGUAAAAGAAAUGUAAAUACCAGCCCACAAUUUCAAACACCCACCUACCAAGUAUCAGUGCCUGAAAAUAAGCCCCUGGGAACUUUUGUUGUGCAGCUGAGGGCUAAUGAUCCUGAUGAAGGGGAAUCUGGAAGAUUAGAGUACUCGAUGGAUGCCCUCUUUGACAGCCGCUCUGGCAGCCUAUUCUCUCUGGACCCAAACACUGGGGAGGUAACCACAGCAGGGGAGUUAGACAGAGAAACCAAGAGCACCCAUGUUUUCAGAGUGACUGUUAGUGAUGCAGGCACCCCCCGCCGAACAGCAAUGGCUACCCUCACUGUCUCUGUCAGUGAUACAAAUGAUCAUGACCCAACCUUUGAGCAACCAGAAUACAGAGAAAGUGUACGAGAGAAUAUGGAGGUUGGCUACGAGGUGAUGACCGUGCGUGCUACAGAUGGAGACUCCCCAAUUAAUGCCAACAUUGCUUACCGCUUAGUGUCUGGAGGUGGUAAAGCUUUUGAAAUCGAUCCUCGGUCAGGGGUUAUCAGGACACGGGGCCCUGUUGACCGGGAGGAGAUAGCCUCUUACCAGUUACUUAUUGAAGCCGAUGAUCAAGGACGUGAUCCUGGCCCUCGCAGUUCUACAGCCACAGUACAUAUAUCGGUUGAGGAUGAAAAUGACAAUGUGCCGCAGUUCAGUGAGAAGCGCUACGUGGCAUAUGUGGCAGAAGAUAUUGCUACUGACUUGCAGCUUAUUGUGGUGACUGCCACUGAUCGUGACCAUGGCCCAAAUGCUGCAGUUCACUACAGCAUCUUGAGUGGCAAUGCCCGUGGACUCUUUUCUAUUGACCCACAGACUGGUGCAAUAUUUCUUUCUGGCACUCUUGACUAUGAGACUGGACGGGAGCACACGCUGAGGGUACGGGCACAAGAUGGAGGAAGGCCUCCAUUAUCCAAUGUAACUGGCCUGGUCAGUAUUCAGGUCCUAGAUGUAAAUGAUAAUGCACCAGCUUUCGUGAGUGGUCCCUUCCAAGCUGCAGUGCUGGAGAAUGCACCUCUAGGGUAUUCUGUGCUACAGGCUCAAGCACUGGAUGCAGACUCAGGUGAAAAUUCCAGGCUUGAGUAUCGUCUGCUGGGUGAAGCUGGACCGUUCUCUAUAAACAAUAGUACUGGAUGGAUCGUGGUACAGACAGAGUUGGACAGGGAAGAAGUGGAGUUUUACAGCUUUGGGGUAGAGGCACGGGAUCGUGGUCAGCCCUCUCUUUCCUCUUCAGCUGCAGUAAGUGUGCAGGUUUUGGAUGUCAACGACAAUUCCCCAGAAUUUACACAGGAUGAAUACCAUGCCCGUCUUAAUGAAGAUGCAGCCGUGGGCACCAGUGUUUUGACGGUGCGGGCAGUGGACAGGGACGCUCAUGCUACCAUAACUUACCAGAUUACUUCUGGCAAUGCUCGCCAUCGUUUCUCCAUCUCAAGCUUAUCUGGUGGCGGUGGUCUUUUAACGCUUGCGCUGCCUCUUGACUACAAGCUAGAGCGCCAGUUUGUGCUGACUAUAACUGCAUCGGAUGGGAUGCGAACAGAUACUGCACGGGCUGUGGUGAAUGUGACAGAUGCAAACACACAUCGUCCUGUCUUUCAAAGCUCCCACUACACUGUUAGUGUAAGAGAAGACCAGCCCGCAGGCACCACUGUGGUAGUCAUCAGUGCCACGGAUGAAGAUACGGGAGAAAAUGCCCGUAUUACUUACUUAGCUGAAGAAGGUAUGCCUCAGUUUGCCAUAGAUCCAGACACUGGUGCAGUAACCACUACCAUGGAGCUAGAUUACGAAGACCAGGUCAGUUAUACAUUAGCUGUAACGGCUCGUGAUAAUGGAAUUCCUCAAAAAUCAGAUACUACCUACCUAGAAAUCCUGGUGACGGAUGUCAAUGACAAUCCUCCUGUGUUUCAGCGGGCGUCUUACAAAGGCACUGUGCCUGAAGAUGCACCCCCUUACACAAGUGUCCUACAAAUUUCUGCAACUGAUCGUGACUCAGGAUUAAAUGGAAGAGUGUUUUAUACUUUUGCUGGAGGCGAUGAUGGUGAUGGGGACUUUACCGUGGAGUAUACAUCUGGUAUUGUGCGGACACUGAGGCAACUAGACAGAGAGAAUAUGGUCCAGUAUCGACUCACUGCUUAUGCUGUUGACAAGGGGAUGCCAACCCCACACCGUACCCCUACCGAAGUAGUGGUCACAGUCUUGGAUGUCAAUGACAAUGCACCUGUGUUUGCCAAAGAUGAGCUGGAGGUAAAGGUUUUAGAAAACAGUCCCCUUGGGCCGCCACUGGCAAAAAUCACUGCCACAGACCCAGACGAAGGCCCAAAUGCACAAAUAAUGUAUCAAAUUGUGGAAGGAAACAUUCCAGAAGUGUUCCAGUUGGAUAUUUUCUCCGGGGAGCUAACAGCACUAGUUGACCUAGACUACGAGGAGCGACCAGAAUAUGUAAUUGUGGUGCAAGCCACAUCGGCACCAUUGGUCAGCAGAGCAACAGUUCGAGUGCGUUUAGUGGAUGUCAACGAUAAUGCUCCAAAUCUGAGUGACUUCAGAAUUGUGUUUAAUCACUAUAUUGGUGGUGGCGGCAGAAGCUUUCCAGCGGGGGUCAUAGGAAAAGUGCCAGCACAUGACCCAGACAUCAGUGACUCUUUGAGCUUCACCUUCUUGAGUGGAAAUGAAUUAGGGUUGCUUUUGCUCAACACCAGUAGUGGGGAAUUAAGCUUGAGCCAUGACCUCGAUAGCAACCGGCCCCUGGAGGCAACCAUGGAGGUGUCAGUCACAGAUGGUAUUCACAGUGUUACAGCCCGAUGUACCUUGCAAGUGGCCAUCAUUACAGAUGAGAUGCUGUCGCACAGUAUUACCCUGCGUCUGGGGGGCAUCUCCCAACAACACUUCCUUUCCCCUCUCCUGCCCCUGUUCAUUAGUGCAGUGGCCAACGUACUUUCUAUACCACCACCUGGUGUCGUAGUCUUUAGUAUCAAAGAGGAUUCUGAGGUUCCAGCACUGUCUCUGGCUUCCGCUCCGGAUAUGCAAAUUCUCAACGUCAGUCUCUUGGUCCAAGGUAGUGAAGGAGAGUUUCUUCCGUCAGAGAUCCUACGUGAGCUGUUGUACCUAAACCGUACAUUGUUGGCUGCUUUGGCACAGCAGCAAGUGUUGCCAUUUGAUGACAAUGUUUGCCUUCGAGAACCCUGCCCAAACUACAUGCUGUGUGUGUCUGCCCUGCGCUUCGACAGCUCUGCUCCCUUCUUGGCCUCCGACACUCUGCUCUUCCGCCCCAUCCUUCCAGUAGGAGGCCUACGCUGCCGCUGCCCAAAAGGUUUUGCUGGUGACUACUGUGAAACCGAGGUAGACCUGUGCUACACAGGACCUUGCGGAGAGCAUGGUGUCUGCCAGAGUCAUGAAGGUGGCUACACUUGCAGGUGUCAUGAAGGUUACACAGGGUUCCACUGUGAGAUUUCCUUGCGCUCUGCACGGUGCUCUGCAGGUCUUUGCAGAAAUGGGGGAAUAUGUGUGAACUUGCUUGUGGGGGGUUUCCACUGUGACUGUCCUCCGGGGGCAUAUGAAGCCCCGUACUGCACAGUCACCACACGCGCCUUCAAUGGAGAGUCAUUCCUUACAUUCCGUGGCCUGAGACAGAGGUUCCACUUCACACUGUCACUCAGCUUUGCCACUCGGGAACAGAACGGCCUCCUGCUGUACAACGGAAGGUUUAACGGGAAGCAUGACUUCAUUGUCCUAGAAGUGACAGAUGAACAGGUCCAGCUGACUUUCUCUGCAGGUGAAUAUACCACCACAGUGUCACCAUAUGUUCCUGGUGGAGUGAGUGAUGGACAAUGGCACACUGUCCACCUGCACUACUAUAAUAAGCCAAUUGUGGGUAAAUUUGGGGAGCUGCAAGGGCCCUCAGAACAAAAAGUGGCCGUGGUAGCGAUUGAUGAUUGUGAUACAACAGUGUCACUACGCUUUGGAGCCAUCCUGGGAAACUACUCCUGCACAGCGCAGGGAAUGCAGUCUGGGACCAAGAAGUCUUUGGAUCUUACUGGCCCUCUGUUGUUGGGAGGCAUUCCUAAUCUCCCUGAAGGAUUUCCGGUGACACACAGAUACUUUGUGGGCUGUAUGAAAGACCUGGUGAUCGAUAACAAGGCCAUGGACCUUGAGGAAUAUAUAGCAAACAAUGGCACUAUACCAGGUUGCCCUGCCAAGAAGAACCAGUGUGAAGGAGAGAAGUGCCAACAUGGCGGAACCUGUGUAAACCGCUGGGAUGGCUAUUCAUGCGAGUGUGCUUUGGGCUAUGGAGGCAAGGACUGUGAGCAAGAGAUGUGGUCUCCAUUCCGUUUCCUGGGUGAUGGUUUGGUAUUUUGGGAAAGCCUCACAUUGCCUAUUUCUGUGCCAUGGCAUAUAAGCCUCAUGUUUCGUACUCGACAAUCAAAUGCCAUUUUACUAACAUCUGAAGACGAGCAAAGAUAUGUCGUGACGCUUCAGAUGAGUGAAGGUUCCCCUGUCCUUUCGAUGCAUGACUCUGCCAGGCUACUCUCCAGCCUACGCCUGGAACAUCUGAAGCUGAAUGAUGGUGUUUGGCAUCACAUAUCUGUAGAAGUUCAGAAGGACCCUGCUAUCUCUGAUGAGCAUAUCAUUAUCCUUAGUACAGACUAUGGACAGGAACAGGUCAAAGGUUAUUUUCCCAAUGACCUAAUAGGUGUCCUGUUGAGUAAACUAAGCGUUGGGGGCGAGGUUGGUGCUGAAGGCACAGUUUUUCAUGGAUUCCGUGGCUGUAUACAGGGUGUGCAGGUGGGAGGUCCAUCAGGCUCAUCACUCUCCAUAGCCUCUGCAGAGCGUAUGAAUGUAGACCCGGGCUGCAGCUUUCCGGAUCCCUGUGACUCCAAUCCAUGUCCGGUGCACAGCUACUGCCGGGAUGACUGGGACAGCUUCUCCUGUGCAUGUCACCAAGGGUUUUAUGGUGACAACUGUACGGAUGUCUGUGAACUAAACCCGUGUCAGCAUCAGUCUACGUGUGUUCGGCGUAGCGGUUUCCCUCGUGGAUACCUUUGUGAGUGUUCUUCAGGCUACUAUGGGCCAUACUGUGAAAACAGGCUGGAUCAGCCGUGUGCCCGUGGAUGGUGGGGUCACCCUGUCUGUGGACCAUGCAAUUGCGAUGCUAGCAAGGGCUUUGAUACGGACUGUAACAAAACUACAGGAGAGUGUCGUUGUAAGGAUAAUCAUUACCGUCCUCCUGCUGGUUUGUCUUGCUUGCUUUGUGAUUGUUAUUCCACUGGUUCCCUAAGUCGGACGUGCGAUCCUGUCACAGGACAGUGCCCCUGUAAACCAGGGGUCAUCGGACGGCGCUGUGAUCGUUGUGAUAACCCGUUUGCUGAGGUCACGUCAAAUGGAUGUGAAGUGAACUACGAUAGCUGCCCCCGAGCUGUAGAAGCUGAGAUCUGGUGGCCUAGGACACGCUUUGGCCUUCCAGCUGCUAUAUCAUGUCCUAGGGGAUCAGUGGGAACGGCUAUCCGUCAUUGUGAUGAACACAGAGGGUGGUUACCUCCGAACCUGUCAAACUGUACUUCCCACCCUUUUCUACCAUUGAAAGGCCUGCUGGAUACACUAAGCAGAAACAUUUCAUUAAUGAGCCCUACAGUUGCGCAAAAAGGUGCGCAAGAUCUUUUAAAUGCUACCCAGGGAGCAGGAACUUUCUUGGGCAGUGACGUGCAGGUGUCUUACAAGUUGCUGAGUACUAUUCUACAGAAACAGAGUCAAGAGAGCGGCUUCAGCUUGGCAGCAACUCAGGACAUCCACUUCACAGAGAAUGUGGUAAAAGUUGGCAGCCAUCUUCUUGAUCUUGGCACAAAACAAGUAUGGGAGAGUAUCCAAAUGUCAGAGGGUGGCACGGCCCUGCUGCUGCGACACUACGAAACAUAUGUGGGUACCCUGGCCCGCAAUAUGAAACAUACCUACCUCAACCCUUUUACCAUCAUUACUCCUAACAUCGUUGUGUCCGUGACGAGAUUAGAUCAAUUGAAUUUUGCCGGUGCGGUGUUGCCCCGCUAUGAAACGCUGCGUGGUGUGAAGCCAAGUGACCAAGAUACAGCAGUAAUCCUUCCACAGCCACAUUUCAUGCUGCAUGACACACAUGCAUCUCUCGCUAGUAAACCCUUGGAGUCCUCAUCUGAACUCAGCAGAAAAAAGCGAGAGAAUGAACCCCGGGGAGAUGGGGUGCAAAGAGAUGCCCAGGCUGUGGUGUCAGUCAUAAUCUACCACACCCUGGGGACACUGCUGCCCGAGCGAUGGGAUCCGGAUAAGAGGAGCCUUAGGGUCCCUAAACGCCCUGUAAUAAACUCUCCUGUAGUGAGUAUUAACAUCCACGAGGCAGAUGGUGGGGCCCUCCAUCAGCCCAUUACAGUGCAGUUCCGUCUGAGAGAAACCCAGGAACGAUCUAAACCCAUCUGUGUGCACUGGAACCACACUCUUCAAUUACCCACACCAGGAGGCGGUUGGUCAGCCCGUGGCUGUGAAUUGGUUUUUCGGAACGAAACUCAUAUCAGCUGCCAGUGCCAUCACAUGACCAGCUUUGCCGUUUUAAUGGACAUGUCUCGAAGAGAGAAUGGAGAGAUCCUACCUUUGCGUGUAAUUACAUACUCGUGCCUAGGAGUGACACUUGGCUUUCUGUUGCUUUCAAUGCUCUUCCUGUGUAUCCCACGCAGUCUACGUUGUAACCAGCACAGCAUCCGCAGGAAUCUUCUGCUUGCCCUUUUCCUUUCUCAGCUCAGCUUCCUGCUUGGGAUCAACCAAGCAGAUAUGCAGUUCACCUGCACGAUCAUCGCUAUCCUCCUGCACUUCCUGUCUCUGUGCUGCUUUUCCUGGGUUUUCCUUGAGGUUCUGCACAUUUACCGUAGGCUAAGUGAAGUGCGGGAUGUCAACGCUGGCCCCAUGAGAUUUUACUAUGCACUGGGCUGGGGUGUCCCAGCCUUUAUUACAGGUUUGGCAGUUGGAUUGGAUCCUGAGGGCUAUGGGAACCCAGAUUUCUGCUGGCUGUCUGUAUCGGACACCCUCAUAUGGAGCUUUGGAGGACCUGCUGCUUUUGUAAUCUCGACUGGUCUGUUCCUGUGUCUUCUCUCUGGCCGGGUUUUGUGUGCAGUAAAAAGGGAGGGAUUCCACAAGAAGGGAAUAGGGUCUGGUCUCCGUAGUUCCAUCUUCUUGCUGCUCCUGGUCAGUGUAUGCUGGCUUCUCGCCCUCCUUUCCGUUAACAGUGACCUGCUGCUUCUGCACUAUCUCUAUGCGGGGGUUGUCUGUGCACAGGGCCCCCUCAUCUUCCUUAUCAGCGUAAUACUCAGCAGAGAUGUGCACAGAGCCCUGAAGCAGACUGUGAGCAAGAAACACGAACCCAGUGUUACCACAAAAUCCACACUGAUUUCGUCACAUCCUGGAAACGCGUACCUGGAUGGCCGCCUCUAUCAUAUGCCAUUUGGUUCAUCCACAGGCUCCCUGCACUCAGGGAGAAGUCACAGCUACCUACCAUUUCUGCUCAGAGAUGAAGCCGGACUCAAGCCUGGUCAGUCCUUAGCAGAAUUAGAUGAUCCCAAUGGCAUGUACCUAGAAGCAAAGGACCAGCAUGAAGACUCUGACUCGGAUGACAGCGAUCUGUCAAUGGAGGAUGAUCACAGCUGCUCCUUUGCCUCCAGUCAUUCCUCUGACAGUGAGGAUGAAGUUGAUGGUCCUGGGGUUCCCUGCUGGAAUGGGCUUAGCAGCCUCAAUAAUGAGAAACCGCUACAAAUCCCACCUAAAGUGGAUAAUGUUGCCUCUCAAGGGACAUUAGCGAAUGGAGAUCUCCAUGUAGUAGAGCCCACAGUUCCCUCACCUAAGAGGACAGGGGGCCCGCCACAGAAAGGAAUCCUGAAAAAGAAACAUCGUUCUGCUAUUAACCGGAUCCAUAAUGAACUGCGGCCUUUAUCACAGGGACCCAGAGCCAAGCCUAGCCUCCAAGAGCAGCUUAAUGGAGUCACUCCCAUCCCUAUGAGCAUCAGGACAGGCACCACUGGCAGGGAGUCCUCUGAAUCAGAGUUUCUUUUCUUUAAUUUUCGUCAUUAACCCUUUGUUUUCCCUUAUGAACACUCAUUAUCAUGAAUGCUUUUUUUUGGGUUUCUGCUACAUUUACCUCACCAUUCCCCACCCCCUUCAUCAUACUAGGAGCGAUGAGACGUCCAUCUAAGCAAGAUGAUGUUCACUGCGUGCUUCUCUCCUCCAAGAUGAAAGAAACCGAUGCCAACGACUCAACCGCAAACGAUUGUGACUUGAUCACCGUUGUCCAGCCAGAGAAUGGGUUUAAUGCCAAUCUGUACAGUUUUGUUUGCACCAGGCUGUAAAUAUGAACCUGCUUUUGUUUGUAUGAAAAUAAAAUAUGUAGUUUUUUUUUUC
Spea bombifrons (plains spadefoot toad) is the source of this 9286-nucleotide messenger RNA. It is a transcript of the gene CELSR2, whose product is annotated as cadherin EGF LAG seven-pass G-type receptor 2. Gene Ontology annotation, cellular component: plasma membrane. Gene Ontology annotation, molecular function: G protein-coupled receptor activity; calcium ion binding. NCBI's taxonomy places the organism in Eukaryota, Metazoa, Chordata, Amphibia, Anura, Pelobatidae. The record is from RefSeq and is a predicted model, not a curated record. The coding region runs from base 182 to 8959 and encodes 2925 amino acids. The transcript is spliced from 36 exons. Gene Ontology annotation, biological process: cell surface receptor signaling pathway; homophilic cell-cell adhesion; G protein-coupled receptor signaling pathway.